CUCCUCGGCUGCUCUUUUCUUCGCCGCCGGAGAACAGGGACGGCUCGGAGAAGCUCAAAGUACCUUUGUCAUGGCCUACGGUGGGAGGAAGAGGACGAGCGCGAUUCCGGAAUCAGAUUCUGCCCCGACGACCUCGGCGGAGCCGGUCAGGAGGGUCGGGAAGGAGGAGAGACGGGCGCGGCGGCUGGGGGAGGCGGCUGGGGAGACGGCGGCGGAGUGCGCGGCGAUCUGUUGCUGCUGCCCCUGCUGCGUGGUGAAGAUUCUCGUGAUCGUGGCGGUGAAACUCCCCCAGGGGCUCGUCCGGUGCGCCCUGCGGCACUGCAAGGCGCGGUGCUCGCGGAACAGAGAAGCGACCGAACGGAAGGAACUCAGGGCGUCGAAAGACAAGCCGGCUGAGGCGUGCCCAGCGAGGUCUCCGGCAGAGGCGAUGUACGACUUGGAGAAUGUGAUGCGGGACAACUUCUACGGCGGCGGGUUCUGGCGGAGCCUCUCCCGGAGGGAGUAGAUCGACCCUCUCCCAAGUGGCCAAGUCACCGUCUGCUUGGCGAUUUAGCUAGCAGGGUGCAACUGAACGCAGUCCUGAAUACUUCAAGCUUUUGUUAGUGAGCUGGGAGAUCAGAUUAUGUGGAGACGGAAUUCUGAUGGAAAAUUUUACAGUGAACUAGAGUUCAUUUAGUGUUUCUAGAGGUAAAAUAACUUCUCGAUCGACUCAUCACUCAUUGUUAGAGAUGUUUUCAGAAAAACAAAACGAUCGUUCAAAAGGGGGAUGUUUAGUAGUACUGUUAAGUUCUUGAUAACCUUAUGAGUGUUGCAGUGCAGUUGUGUGCUAGGGCUCCGCAUGCAGGGCGCGAUGCGUCGAGGUCGGUCAGGAGAUUCUUGAGGCAGUCAUAUUGAAGCUCUGGUUGUUUGUUUAUCUUUUAUCACACGCGCAACCGAUGCUCGCUGCAGCUCCUGUUUGAUUGUACCUAUCACUGUUGAAGGGUUGUGGAUCCAGCGGCCGUUGAUUUGAUUGUCUGGAGCUGGACUUGCUUUUUUAGAUUUUUUACGUGUUUGGCAGCGUCAGACAGUGGCCGUGUUGGCAGAAAGCAACGGGAGGAGGUCCACUGCAGUGUUCAUGCAGAGGGAGGGCUAGCUGAAGCUCGGCAGGGCAGUCCUUUUCUCGUGCUUCAUGGAAAAUGUUUGCCCUUUUGGUUGAUUUACCAUGACCGCUAGGGUUGUUUAAUUCUGUGUGACGCAGGAGGACAUAAUAGCAAUUAUUCGGAGAUUCAAA
Messenger RNA from Zingiber officinale, 1270 nucleotides. RefSeq lists its product as uncharacterized. Lineage: Eukaryota; Viridiplantae; Streptophyta; Magnoliopsida; Zingiberales; Zingiberaceae. The coding region runs from base 71 to 505 and encodes 144 amino acids. The transcript is spliced from 2 exons. The record is from RefSeq and is a predicted model, not a curated record.